AUGGCUCUGUGCUGUUCAGCGCGACGCUUCGAAUCCGGCGUUCCCUGCCAAGAGCGGGACACCAGUGAAAUUUACAAGGGAGUCUUUGACGUGCUGUCUAAGUUGGAGCGACGACGCGCCAAGCAGAAGAACACCACAGCUGCAGCUUCUGCACUCACGGCAGCAGAUGCGCAAGCCUUGACGAGCCGACUCCGGGACGUUGCAUGCGAUGCAGCGGUGAAAAUCGCGGAGCUCCAGGCUAAGAUUACCUGGAAGCUGCGCUACUUGCAUUGGAUUGCGCGUUCCGACGUGGCCUUGCCAUUUGCCUGGCCGUCGGACGCUUGGCUACAUAUCUUCAACGGGACUGACAGCACGGACCAGCGAAAGUCGGCAAAGGUGCUGAAGUAUGUCCACCUGUCUCUUAUCCUCGCGUAUACUGUCCGACAAGAAGCGAUGGUGGCACUUCAAAAAGCGGCGAUCGGCAGAGAUGGAGGCGCGGUAGACGUGGAGACGGACGAUCUUUUCGUCGUCAUAUCACCUGCUUAUGCCUUCUUUCACAAGGCCAUUGAGAAGGAAGGACAAGAUGGGGGACUCUGCGAAGUGCUGGACAGAGGUGUUCUGUCCGACUCCAGUCCCCUCGAAGCAUGUCCGAGUCCGAACUCCAUCGUGUUGAGGUUCUGCCCGAGUCCUCUGGACAAAGCUCUUGGAAAGACAGCUUACGAGGUGGUCAGAGGAGAGGCCCCGGCUCCUGGCGACUGCCAUGGCGACGAUUUUCACUGUCAGCAGGCGGCGGACAUGUUCUGUCCCUCGUGCCUGGACUCAGACCACUUGGAAGGCGAAUAUUGGUUUCCUGUUGACAUGAUGGCUGCCACCGUGAUGAAUGCAUUGGCUUCUGGAAUGAAAGCAUAUGCUGACCACAUGGAUGGCAUCUCCAAGAGCUGCAAGCACUUCUUUGAAAGCUUCGGGCCAAAAUUCCGUUGA
Molecule: messenger RNA, 960 nt
Organism: Symbiodinium sp. CCMP2456
Lineage: Eukaryota; Dinophyceae; Suessiales; Symbiodiniaceae
Source: the annotation of a GenBank genome assembly